GCCGACACGACUGUAACGUGUUGGGACGAGUCGGGAGUUUACUCCUCGUUCCGUAUCGAGGUUUUUUUUUUUUUUUUUUACCAUAUCCCACUUGAACACGGGUUAAUUUCGACACCAUAGCCCCGCCCGUGUGUGUGUGUGUGUGUGUGUUUUUUUUCGCCCACUCGCUCGCCGUACUUGGCGGCACGUCGCGGCGGGGCGGUCAUUAGCCGAAACAAAGCGGACCCUCGCCGACCGCUUCGAGCUAACUCCCCCAACAACAACCGUCGAGUACAGAAGAAAGACACUGUCGCGGAGCUAAUGUCGCGCUGAACCGCCGCGGAGGUACAUACAUACAAAAAAAAAAAAGCAUCGUCACAAAGAUGGAUUUGCGGUUACUGUUACUAGCCUCUUUAUCGGCCGUCCUGGGUGGCAGCUGGGCGCAGCAAGAGGGAAGCAUUUGCAUCAAAGCCAACGCGCAGUCGUGCGGGGAAUGCAUCCAGGUCGCCGAGACGUGCGGAUGGUGCUCGGACCAAAACUUCCUCACCGUGGGCGAAUCCAAGUCGGCCCGCUGCGACGACCUGGAGUCGCUGAAGAAGAGGAGCUGCGCCGUGGCGCAAAUCGAGAACCCGCGCGGAAGUAUCGUCGUCGACAAGGACACGCCCGUCACCAACCGCAAGAAGGACGGCACCGAGAAACUGAAUCCCGAGCAGAUCACGCAGAUCCAGCCCCAGAAACUAACCCUGACUCUCCGAUCUGGUGAGCCCCAGACGUUCGAGCUGAAGUUCAAGCGCGCGGAGGACUACCCCAUCGACCUCUACUACCUGAUGGACCUCUCCUACUCCAUGAAAGAUGAUUUGGAAAACGUCAAGAACCUCGGCACUGACCUGAUGAGGGAAAUGCAGGAGAUCACCUCAGACUUCCGGAUUGGUUUUGGCUCCUUCGUGGAGAAGACGGUCAUGCCCUACAUCAGCACCACGCCAGCCCGGCUCCUCAACCCCUGCACGGGGAGCCAGAACUGCACCAGCCCCUUCAGCUACAAGAACGUCCUUAAUUUGACUAACAACGGGGACGACUUCAACCAGCUGGUCAGUCAGCAGCAGAUCUCGGGGAACCUGGACUCUCCGGAGGGCGGCUUCGACGCCAUCAUGCAGGUGGCGGUCUGCGAGGGCCACAUCGGCUGGAGGAACGUGACCCGCCUGCUGGUGUUUUCCACCGACGCUGGUUUCCACUUCGCCGGCGACGGCAAACUUGGCGGCAUCGUCCUCCCCAACGACGGGAAGUGUCACCUGGAGAACAACAUGUACACCAUGAGCCACUACUACGACUACCCCUCCAUCGCCCACUUGGUCCAGAAACUCAGUGACCACAACAUCCAGACCAUCUUUGCCGUCACGGAGGAAUUCCAGCCCGUUUACAAGGAGUUGAAAAAUCUGAUUCCCAAGUCGGCCGUCGGCACACUGUCCUCUAACUCCAGCAACGUGAUCAAACUCAUUAUUGACGCUUACAACUCUUUGUCGUCCGAGGUGAUUCUGGAAAACGGCCGGCUGCCGGAUGGCGUGUCCAUCACCUACAAGUCCAUCUGUAAGAAUGGCGUGGAGGGAACGGGAGAGAAUGGCAGGAAGUGCUCCAACAUCUCCAUCGGAGACGAGGUGUCCUUCAAGAUUUCCAUAGAAUCCCAGAAGUGUCCGUUGCACAGCCAGCCCGAGGUCAUCAAAAUCAAACCGCUGGGCUUCACCGAGGAGGUGGAGGUGGUUCUGAACUUCAUCUGCAACUGUCAGUGCGCCGCCAAAGGAGAACCAAAGAGCGAGAAGUGCCACGAGGGCAACGGCACCUUCGAGUGUGGCGCCUGCAAGUGUAACGAGGGACGCAUCGGGCGCCUCUGCGAGUGCAGCAAAGAUGAGGUGCGGACCGAGGACCUGGACGCCAACUGCCGAAAGGACAACGGCACGGACAUCUGCAGCAACAACGGCGACUGCGUGUGCGGGACCUGCGAGUGCAAGAAGCGGGAAAACCCCGCGGAGGUGUACAGCGGGAAAUACUGCGAUUGCGACAACUUCAACUGCGACCGCUCCAACAACAGACUCUGCGGAGGACACGGCCGCUGCGAAUGCAGGAAGUGCAUCUGCGACGCCAACUACACGGGUAGCGCCUGCGACUGCUCACUGGAGACAUCCACUUGCCUCGCGAAGAACGGGCAGAUCUGUAAUGGCCGCGGCACCUGCGAAUGCGGAAUCUGCAAGUGCACCAACCCCAAGUUCCAGGGUCCCACCUGCGAGAUCUGCCCCACCUGCCCGGGCGUCUGCGCUGAGCACAAGGACUGCGUGCAGUGCCGAGCGUUCGAGGCCGGCGAAAAGAAGGACACGUGCGAGCGUGACUGCAGCUACUUCGUGCUAAUCAAGGUGAAGGACCGCGACAGGCUGCCGCAGCCGACGGACCAGAGUUUCCCGCUGACGCACUGCAAGGAGCGGGACGCAAACGACUGCUGGUUCUACUACACCUACGCCAUCAGGAACGACACCAAGGAGGUGUACGUGGUGGAGAACCUGGAGUGCCCGGCAGGACCCGACAUCAUCCCCAUCGUGGCGGGCGUGGUGGCGGGCAUCGUGCUGAUCGGCCUUGCCCUGCUGCUCAUCUGGAAGCUGCUCAUGAUCAUCCACGACCGCCGAGAGUUCGCCAAAUUCGAGAAGGAGAAGAUGAACGCCAAAUGGGACACGGGCGAGAAUCCAAUCUACAAGAGUGCCGUGACAACUGUCGUCAAUCCAAAGUACGAGGGCAAAUGAUGGAGCUUCGCCUUCGCUGUGUCAACACUGUAUGGAAAAGAAGAAAAGAAAGAAAACGGGCUGGGGUGACGGGUUUUUAUAACGCUCUCACUGUUUGUUUCUGUCUGUUUGUUGUAGUCACCAAAUGAUAGCAAAUGCAUUCUGCCACUAUUUCAGUUUUUUUUUUGUUUUUUUUUACUAACUUCCAUUUUCUAUGCAUCAUCUGAAAUGUGUACAGUCUGUGUAAAUGUGGGGUUUUGUAUUUUAUUCUAUGCAUCCUUGAGAGAAAGUGAACCGUUUCUUUUUUUUCUGCCACAGGACUGGCAAAGUAACCAGAAGCCAAACUGUGCCUUUUUUUCUUCUUUAAAAAAAAUAGAACCGUCAAGCCAUCAGUGUUUUGUUGAGGGGUUUUCAAUCGGACGUAGAUAACCGCAAACAACUGAAGUGUUCCUUUCCAAAUUACCAUGUAUGCAACGUCGAGUUGGCGCCGGUCAGUCGGUGACUCGGACCACCCGGGCGAGCAAAGACCUCGAGAUCGAUUGUGCCGUCUGAGCAAAGUCUUUUUCGUUUUGUGUCUCUUGAGUAGAUCUCACUCCUUUUGUUCAUUGUCCCUUUGGAUUGAACUCUUCAGAUGUAGCACCAGUGUGGACUGUGUACAGUGUGUGUUUGGGUUCUGUGUAAAGCCAUAUAUGUAUUCACAGAACCGGGUUGAAGGCGUUUUGUUUUUUUAUUUUUGUCGUUGUUCCAGAGUGACUUCAUCCGUCUGGACAACGUGUCGUUAUCUACGAAAGAUCAUUUGUGAUCGGUUUCGCCUUUUUCUAGGUGAAAGGACGUCGGUGUACAGUAGUAUUACUGUUUGGCUCCAGGUUUUACUUUUACUUAAAGGGGCAGAUAGCGAUUUUCAAUCCAAUUACACUUUCUUUGGUCAAAUUCAGCGCCUAUUUUUCCUCCAAUCAGGUUACUCGACUCUGCCCUGGCUCUGUAAAUUGAAAACAAUCACACACACAAACUGGCGCGGACCGCAGCACACAACGCGUGUGUGCAGUUUGUGAACAUCCCUCCCCGACACUCUAAGAGACGUGCUAGCGACGGACGUGCUAGGACUCAGGGGUUUGGGCCUCGUGGUCAGCGCGUCCGUCUCCCGUACCCGAGGUGGCGGGAUCGAACCCUGACCAGUGAAGUAAACAAAAAAAAGAAAUUCAACAACAAAUGAUCUUUCUCCAAAAAUCGCUCACUGCCCCUAAAAGCCAACUCAGGUCCUGAAUUCUUCACAGCGAUGCCAAAUACGCAAUCAUGCCUUAUGAUGUGCUAACUAAAUUAGCUUCUAUUGAAAUGCCCUGUUUUACUUGUAGAACUUGAACUGGGGAAGGGUCCCAGUUUCUUUUUUUUGUUGUUGUUGUUGUAACAUGUCAGUAAUCCCACUCGAUCAAACUUUUAAAAAAAAAAAAUUUAAUUGAACAUAAAUAGGAUAAAAACGUCACUUAGCGUUAAAGAUCGGUGGUAAGGGAAUGAUUUUAUCUAGAUCGUUCUUUUUGUAAAGAAUUAGAAGAAGAAAAAGGUCACACCUGUCACCAUUGUUUUUAAGUGCCUUUUAAUUUCUGCAACACAGUCACAUUUGCAAUUCUGUAUUUCUGAAAAUUAUUUAUUGAAUAAACAUUCAAAACAAUCCAUCA
This is a messenger RNA of Scophthalmus maximus (turbot), 4414 nucleotides long. RefSeq names its product integrin beta-1. Lineage: Eukaryota; Metazoa; Chordata; Actinopteri; Pleuronectiformes; Scophthalmidae. The transcript has 16 exons. Gene Ontology annotation, cellular component: cell surface; integrin complex; focal adhesion. The record is from RefSeq and is a predicted model, not a curated record. Gene Ontology annotation, molecular function: collagen binding involved in cell-matrix adhesion; fibronectin binding; laminin binding. Bases 363 to 2762 code for a protein of 799 amino acids. Gene Ontology annotation, biological process: cell migration; cell adhesion mediated by integrin; cell-matrix adhesion.